Messenger RNA from Paramuricea clavata, 6355 nucleotides. Lineage: Eukaryota; Metazoa; Cnidaria; Anthozoa; Malacalcyonacea; Plexauridae. The record is from the annotation of a GenBank genome assembly.
AUGCAUCAACUCACCAAGCAUUCUUGCACGGCAAAAGUAUGUAAAUAUAUAUUCUGUUUGCAGUACUAGUAUUACAUUGUCUGCAUGUGAUGCUUGAAUAUAGUUAAAUUGUAUAAGUUUGCAAUUUAGAGUACACAACCAUGAGAAUAACUAUAAUAUUUGCACGUUAGAGAUCAAUGGAAAAGUUUUUUUUUCAAUUAAAUUAGGUUAUUUUCCACUCUUAAUUUCCACUCCAACUGAGUACAUACAACUGAGGCGGGUUUGUGGCAUAGUCUAUAUAUUGUGGAAUUGGCAGUUCAUAUUAUAUUCACCAUCGAAACCAAAAAUUUCAAAGGAAAAUAAACCGACGAAUAAAUGUAGUUGGCGCAACUAUACAGGUUGGCUAUAGACUUGUUCCAUGUCAACUUUUACUAAGCUUCAUUGAGAAAUGAAAUCACAAGCAAAAUUCGCAAAUUACUUCCCUUUGUUUCCCAUGUUGAAGGUUGACGAAAUUUAGCGGAAAUUUUCCGCAUUUUGAAAAAUAUUACUCACUGGCCAUGGAGUAUAUUGUAGACUAUAUAUAAAACAUCUUAUAUAUAUCGGACUAUAUAUAAAACAUCUGAAACGCUGAAUUCCGACCAGUCAGGAUGCGAGGUGCUCGUGGCCACUCUAAAAAUUUUACUAAUACAUGUCUUUUUUAUCAUUAUAAGUCUACCUUUUUUAUUAGGUCGAAGUAGUGAGCAUCAAUCAAAACUCAUUCCGAGAUUUCAUAUCAAAGAAAAGGAAUGUUGAAGCUACUCCAUAUAAAAUGAAACACGUUACGGAUGAAAACAAAAUAUUACAAUUUUUUGUACCACAUCAAGUGAAACGCUUUAAACAUGGAAAGGUUGGUGUGCAGAAAAUAAUGUUGGCGAAGAAAACUGUACGAAUCCUAGUCUCACUUGGAGUGGAGGAUGAAAGAGACAGGGUUCUUUGGUGGACAUGUAUCCCCCACAACCAACUUUUUUUCAGGAAUGUUUCGUCUGAAUAGUUUGUCCAAAUUUGAAUCCGCAUCGCCUCUCGCAUGAAAUACAAAAUACCAUCCGAAUGUACAAAUUUUACGAGUGGAGCAUGCCAUCGAACCAGCCGGUUAACAAGGCCGGCGAGAGCCAACCACGGGCCCCGGGACAAAAUGACGAUUGGUGAACACGGACCCCCUGUCCCUCUCGACUCUCCCGCUAUUUUUAAUCGAAAUCAACGAGAGAAUUGCCAGCGAAUUACUUGCAAGAAAUCGCCGCAUAACUGAUAAAAACGCAAUGUGAAUGAUGUUCAGCCAACUGUUUUUGCUGAUUUUACAUUUGCUACGUUUUACGAUCGAUGACGACGAUCAGCGGAUAGUGUGCAAGUAGGCGUAUUUCAUUUAGGACAAACAUAUAAAGCGAUGAUAAACAAUACGAACAUUUUACCGAGAUUUCCGGACCCCUCUGAGCACUCCGGGUCCCGGGUAUUUUGUUCCGCCCCCCCCCCCUGCCCCCUCCCCCUCUCGCCGGCCUUGAGCCGGUAUGGACCGCUGCUUACUUGCCUUAAUUUCGCGUUCUUAACUUCUUACCUAUUUAUACCAGUGGCGAAGCCAGCCCGACAAUUGCUAUGCAAAUUUUAAAUCAUUAUCAUUAAUAUUCAUUUCUUCAGAAAUUGAUUGCUUUCACGGUCUAUGAACACAGAAAUAUUUGCAUGGCAUGACCAAAUUGUCGGGCUGGCAUCGCCACUGUUAUUCACCUAUAAACUUAUGUGUCAGUAUACUAUAUGACAUCUAAAAUUGCAUGUUACCUAAUCGUUUUCUAUCCAGACUUCCAACUUGCGACCUCUCCUCUCCGGCUCUCCUCACUAAACAGAUAAACCAAAAUAUUUAUUUUAUAUCCAAAAACUCCAUCAAUUGUUAUGUGUUUAUCUAGAAUUACUGUGCUCCCCCAAUUGAAGGGUAUGUAAUGAACACGACGUCAGGCAAUGGAACAUGUCGGAUACCAAAACUUGAUCCAUUUCACCCACACGCCAUGAAGCUUGUGGAAGACCUUAGUGAUCCAUUACGUUGUGAAACGGAACAAAGGGCUACUUUAAGUGGUGGAGUAUUAAAUAUUACUGGUAAGUGAAAUUAACUGUAAGCAAAGGGUGCACUUGCAUCUGCUGCAUCCGUGGUUCCGGCAUCCCUGAUACCCCCUCCCCCUGAGUAAUGUUGAUGUAUGACAUUAUGCUUUCAUUAAGAACGGAUUGCACUGUCUAUAUUUAUGAUACAAUACCAUAACACAACUGAUAUUGUAAAGAGGUGCCCAAAGGUUUUGUCAACAAUUGGAUAAGAUUAUAACUACAGUGCAUUUCGAUUUUGAAUCGGAAUGUUCAACUGCUAGCUUUUUCAUCUAUUAAUGUUUCUACUCUUUCCUACAUAACAUAGCUUCUACUUCUUCCCGCAUUCCUCAACUGACGAGAGAGAAAUAGAUUAUCGUUUUAACCAGAUGUUCAUAACUUUUAAAGGUACAGACGUAGCGUAUGCCGUCUAUCGAUCUAUAGUUCGACCAGAAAGCAAUGACUUUUCAUUCCUGAUGGGCGAUCCUAUUGCAAUUAAUUCCCACAAUUUCCCAGUGCCUCAUGAAUACAUAGAACUGACGUCGAUUCUAACCGAUCAAAAAGUGUUGAAGGAAUAUCUCAUGCAAGUGGUUCCAAGAAAAGAAAUAAUAUCAAGGCCAUCACCUGCAUCAGAAUUAGAUUUAAAUAUCCUUAUCAUUGGCAUUGAUUCUAUCUCUAAUGGCCAUGCACAAAGAAAACUUCCAAAAUCAUACAAUUACAUACGCAAUAUUCUUGAAGGAUAUAUGUUUAUGGGACAUAGUGUGGUAGGAGAUGGUACUACCGAACAAUUAGCGGCAUUUUUAACUGGCCAGGGAGAACAAGAGUACGCUGAAUCAAGACGAGGAGAACCUAAUGCCAAGCCUGUAGAUAACUGGAAUUGGAUAUUCAAGAAAGCCAAAGGUAAGAAAGUAUUUUUGAACCGUUGACAAUCAGUCCAAGAGGUUGUAACACGACUGAAUGAUUUCAAUGACUUCUCUAGUCACUAGUAGUAUCUGGUUUCAUCGAACAGAUAUGCAACAACAAUACAACAUCGACAGAAUUAGAUGUAACGCUGGAGUAAUGUUAACCAGUCGAAACGAUACAUUAAUUUAAAUAUAGGCACAUGUAGAGACUAAUUUAUGUGCGUGCCUUUCAUCUGCGACUGGCCUUUGAUUCCUUGAAUACGAUAAAGUGUCUUAUGUGUGGAGUGCGCUUUCAAUUUGACUUUACUAAACAUCACAGGUUGCAUUUUCUUUGGGUGCUUUGUCCUUUUCUGCAUUAACGCUGGAAAACAGGGGAACGUAACAGUUUAGAACAAACAGAUAAACUCCGUUUAAUUUAGUUUGGUUUACCAUUCUCAGAUUUUCUGAUCUUACUUGAUUCAAUCAUCUCUCACAAAAACGUAACUUAAAUCUCAAUUGACAUUCAAAUUUGGCAUUGAUUGAUUACCCACUUUACAUUUUUUGUAGCACAUGGUUACGUGACAUCAUUUUGUGAAGACUCGCCUGGUAUAGGAACUUUUCAAUACAGACUACUUGGUUUUCAAGAUCCACCAACCGAUUAUUAUCCACGAGCAUUUUUCUUAGCUGCAGAGGAAUCUUACUCUAACAAGAAUCCUCAUUGUUAUGGCAGUGAGAAAAUAUAUAAUUAUCAUCUUAAUCUAGCAACGAAAAUCUUCGAGCAGUAUCCUGAACGAAAGAAAUUUAUCUUUCACUUUCCAGGUAAAAUAUUAUUCAACACCACUAGACCAGGCAAUUUUGUAUCUAAAAUUAAAAAGCUGAUUAAUAAUUCAUGGUGAAAAUAGAAAAGCCACUACGAGUGAUUUUUGAAAAAAGUGCCAAAAUUGCACGAGCCGUUGAGGCGAGUGCAAUUUGGCACAUUUUUCAAAAAUCAUGAGUAGUUAAUCAUUAAUUGCACGACUUGCCCGUGUGAUUAUUUAUUUAUUAUAUGCAUGACAAAAUUGCUUCCAUUAAAAUUCAAAUGCAUUUUGUCAAGAGUUUUUAAUUCUCUUGUAAGAAAUUUGGCAUAAACAAACGUGGGAAAUGAUCAUAAACUCAUAACGUGAUCAUAAACUCACGAAAUGAUCAUAAACUCACAAAGGCACAUAACGUAAACUAGAACACAUGAUUCAAACUCAAACAACAUAUUUUAGAGUAAGAAAAUCUUUAUAAAUUGUUUUUAAUACAGACUUACAUAGUCAUAGACAUAGACAUAAUGGUCACUUUUCGCUGGAUCCCGCCGAGAUUAUUUCUUAAAACUGUUUCCAGGUAUUUUCCACAGGCUCUUUUUGCCAUACUAUGUUUUUUAAACUCAUGCUUGUGCCACAAUUUAGUUAAAUUGAUUUAUUCGUCCACGUUUGUUAUUUAUACAUGAUAAAUUUCGCCGCCAUAUUGGAUUUUUGUUGUUUUAAUAUUUUGAUUUCCCGCUCCCCCCAGCCAUCACGAAAAUCGUUAAUUACACUCCUGGAGAGUGCAAUUAAUGAAAUAAUUGCACUCCUUUUAACCAAUCAGAUUGCAGUAAUUUUGCAUGUAUAUAAUAACUAUAUGUUACGAAAAAGGCCAAACAUUCGAAAGCACCAAUUAUAUUUACAAUUUUUGCUGCAAUUUCUAGUGUACGAUUUUCUUCUUCUAUUAAUGCAUGUGAAAGAAGUAGAUUUGUUAUGAAUCUUCUGUAUAUGUACCCAUAGCAUUAGCCUAUCGAAGGGAAGAUGGCUGUGAAACUUAUUAGAAUAACAAUAUAACUCAUUAUCUAUGUUAAUCAACGUUUAUUCAUAAAUCUGGUCCUUCACCGUCACGUGUGUAUUGUAUUUUGCCCAACUACCCAAUAGCAAUGUUUUAGGAAAGUUACCUAUCCGUGACUCAAACAAUAGGGAAAUAGGCAAUUCCAGCUUUUAGUUUAUGCGUGCAGGGGAUGAUGGGAAGUAAGGUAUCAUAUUGCUGAUUAUGCUGAAAAAAUAAAAAUGGUGGCCGUAUAAACACGGAGUGAUAGCUUAUAGUUGUAAAUAUUGAAAUAUUUCGGUUGUUUUGGCAGUUUUUAUUAAAAUUUUUCAGCAUAAUCAACAAUAUGAUACCUUACUUCCCAUCAUCCCCUGCACGCAUAAACUAAAAGCUGGAAUUGCCUAUUGGAAAUUGCUAUUGGCGGAUUUGACAAAAUACAAUACACACGUGACGGUGAAGGACCAGAUUUAUGAAUAAACAUUGCCAAAUAUAGAUAAUGAGUUAUAUUGCUAUUCUAAUCAAUCUAAUGAGUUUCACAGCAAUCUUCCCUUCGAUAGGCAAUGCCUCACCUGAACAUUCAUAACUCAUCCACUCGUUCACAUCUAACAGAGGAAGAACAUCGCACCUAAAAUAGCAGCAAAAAUUGCAAGUAUAUAAACAGGCCUUAACAGAACAUGAGAACAAAUGCUGAACUAUACGUGUAUGUUAUCAGCAGUAAAUGUAUUUUCUGAUUUCAGGUGAAAUAUCACACGACAGUUUUAAUGCAGUGCAACUUAUUGACAAGGAUCUGCUGCAGUUUCUCACAAAAUUUAACACGAAAGGAUAUUUAAAUAACACUUUACUGAUCCUGUUGGGUGACCAUGGUUGGAGAUAUGGUGACUUCAGGCAGACGGUACAAGGAAAAUUGGAGGAAAGGCUUCCACUUUUUUCCAUGACAUUUCCAAAAUGGUUCAAACAAAAAUACCCAACUGUGGCAAAGAAUCUUAGGACUAAUACUAAACGGUUGACAAGUUGGUUCGAUCUUUACGCCACGUUCAAUCACCUGUUGGAGUAUCCAAAUAAGCCGAGAAAUUUGAAACAUGGUAUGAGCCUACUGUCAAAAAUACCUGUGGAACGUUCGUGCAAAGAUUCAAGUAUUCCACCACACUGGUGCCCGUGUGUGCAGUGGUCAGCAGUCGACCAUAAACACGAACAUUCACAGCAAGCGGCGCUUACAGCAAUUAAUCAUAUUAACGAUUUGAUUUUUCAUGAACCCUUGGGAGCAGAAAGGUGUUCAGAACUUAGACUUCUAAAACUAAUUCGAGCAGAAGUAGAAAUCCCAACUACACAAGUACUCAGGUUUUCACAGUCGGGAAAAGAUGGUUAUGAACCGGAAUAUUCAUCCGAUAAAAUACAACCAAAAGACAGUUGUAGCUAUCAGGUUACUUUUAUUACACUUCCAAAUCAUGGUGUGUUCGAAGCAAGCGUGCAUUAUGUAUAUGGCCGGUUCCUUGUCAAGGGUAGCGUCAGUAGAAUUAAUAAAUAUGGCGAUCAGCCAAAAUGUAUAGCCAAUUUAUUACCUCAUUUAAGAAAAUAUUGUUAUU